Selaginella moellendorffii is the source of this 1024-nucleotide messenger RNA. RefSeq names its product THUMP domain-containing protein 1. The transcript is spliced from 8 exons. Bases 35 to 907 code for a protein of 290 amino acids. Gene Ontology annotation, molecular function: RNA binding. The record is from RefSeq and is a predicted model, not a curated record. Gene Ontology annotation, biological process: tRNA modification. Lineage: Eukaryota; Viridiplantae; Streptophyta; Lycopodiopsida; Selaginellales; Selaginellaceae.
UGACUAGGGCUGAAUAAACGCCCUAGAACGAGCCAUGGCGGAGGACAAGAGGCGCCGUUCGAAGUACAUGGCAUACGGAUCCAAGCGCAAGCGCGGCGGUGCUUCUAUCCCCAUUGGGCGCCAAGGCUUCCUCAUCACCUGCGAUGGAGGGAGGGAGCGCCAGUGUUCCCGGGAAUCCAUCAAUCUGCUUGAGCGGUAUUUCGAGGAUCUUGGCGGUGUCAUCAGCGUCGCGGAGGACGAAAAUGCCGAGGGCGAGCAAGCUGCCGCGAAGUCUAGCGAUGCGUCUGAGAAGAACUUUGACGAGCUUUUGAAGGAGGAGAUCGUCGAGCUCCGAGACAAGAAGAAUGCGCGGUUUGUAAGUUCUGAGACGGGGUGUAAUGGCGUGGUUUUCAUCGAGAUGGUGAAAGCGUCGAUCGGCCCCGUGGAACUUGCCGAGUCAAUCGUUCGCAUGGUAGCCAGCACUAAGAAAUCCAGGACAAGGUUUUGCAUGAAGCUGCUACCGAUGGAAGUGACAUGCUACGCAUCCGCCGAGGAAGUGAAGAUCGCUGCCCAGCCGCUGAUUCUCAAGCACUUCCCAGCAGAAGCUGCCGAAGGGACCAAGUUUGCAGUGGUUUACGAAGCCCGGGCAAACACAGGGCUUGACAGGAUGACUUUGAUCGACGCCGUGGCUCAGCUCGUCCCAAAGCCUCACGCGGUGGACCUCAAAGCGCCGCAAAAGACGAUCAUCGUCCAAGUCGCGAAGACGACUUGCGGCAUUGGAGUCCUGAGUGGAUACAAAGAGCUCGCGAAAUACAAUUUGAGGCAGCUGGUUUUACCACCCGAGGACGAGGAGGAGAAACAAACGAAAGAGGAAGAGGAAGAAGAGCCCGAGGUGUCCGAGGAGGAGGCUGAGGAGGAGAAACAGUGAGCAAAAGCAACAAAAAGGUCCUGCGAGCUUUCUUAUUCAAGCUCAAGAAAAUAGAAGAAGCGAAGGAAAUGUCCUCAACCAUCAAGUUUGUCACCACGAUCUCUCGUUCGUUGAUCA